This is a messenger RNA of Setaria italica (foxtail millet), 1452 nucleotides long. RefSeq lists its product as uncharacterized. Lineage: Eukaryota; Viridiplantae; Streptophyta; Magnoliopsida; Poales; Poaceae. The record is from RefSeq and is a predicted model, not a curated record. The transcript is spliced from 6 exons. Gene Ontology annotation, cellular component: Golgi apparatus. The coding region runs from base 135 to 1262 and encodes 375 amino acids.
CCACGGAACGGAACGCCAGGACCAAAACCCCCGCAUCGCCUCCGCCUAGAAACCCCCGUCGACGGCGACGACUUCGAUCCAUUCCCAAUUUCCAUCACGACCGCCUCCCGUCAACGCCGAAUCCGCCGAUUCGUAUGGACCCAGAGCGGGAGCCGCUCGCCGGCGGCGGCCUCCAGCGCCGCCCCGGGGCCGCCGCGAGGGCCGGAGGGGGGCCGCAGGAGCCGCCUCCGCGCGGGCGCAGCGCCAUCCACGCCGACGUCGACCCGCAGCCGCGGCCGUGGCCCUGGAUGCAGAAGGUGGCCAUCGUCGCCAUCGUGGUGCUCGGGUGCCUCCAGUUCCUGCCGGCCACGCACUUCCGGGAUCCCAGCGACCCGCACCGCAACUGGAUCCCCGUCGGCGGCUCGCGCAACCCGACGGAUUCAUUAGAUGUGGUUGGAAGUGUCGAUGUCUUCUCUUGGAUCAGCUGUCUAGAUCUUCGCACUCUAGCUGCGCUAACAAAUUCCACGCUGUCCAGCUCAAGUGAUCCACAGAAUAUAUCUUUCCAUUUCUUAAUACCUGAAGGAGACGAUGAUAAAGUGCCCUACCACACGUUAAAAGUAGUGCUACCUGAUUCAGAUCUCACUGUUAGUAGUCAGAGGCAAAUCAAGGACAAGCUAAAUGUUGCCACUCCAGAAGGAAAUUUUCUUUGGUCAUUCCACAAGGAAUUGUCACCCCUCCUUAUCGCAAAAUCUCAGUUGUCCAAAAAGCGAUAUCUUUAUAUCUCUGCAGACUCCAUCAUAAAGGGCAAAAUUGAAGAUCUUGGUCGCAUGGAUUUAGGCACUUAUGCCAUUGCUGCCACUGAAGAUUGCAGCAAGCACUUUGGUGAUUAUGUCAAUAUGGACGUUCUAAGUGACACACAAAGAGCAGCGGCAAAAAGUUGGGUGUCUAAAGAGGAUACAUGCCUACUUGACUUUGAUGUGCUCUUGGUAGAACCUCGUAAGCUGGACAAGAACCUGGUUGAUUCAAUUAUGUCGUGGACUAGAGUUGUUACUGUAGCCAAUCCAAGGGACCGCAUUAGGUUGGCAGUUGCUCUUGCCCUCUAUGGCAAGUAUCUGAAGCUACCUUCGAUUUGGAAGCGAGGAGAUGCUAAUGCAGACAUUCUCAACUAUGAUGGACCACAUAAAGUUUGCUCUGAAGAUGGUCAUCAGCACGAGCAAUCAAGCGAUGGGGAGAACUGGAGGAAAUACCUUCAUCAGAAAUUUGAAGCCAUUCUGAACGCCUAACUUCAUCCUACAGUUUUUCCAUUGUGCGCCUGGGAGAUGACUCUCUUGUAUAACUUGGGCAAUUUACUAACCCGUAAAGCCCGGAAUAGAAUGCAUUUCGUUCUCCUGCCAUUUAGUCACUUGAUGUUGUACUCUGAAUUAUUUUUUUCAGCAUAGCAGAAGUUGAGAAUGCUUUCAUUGUGGGGAAAAA